AUGCCGCUGCCCGCGGUGCGGCUGGUGCGGCUAGGCCGGGCGCCCUACGCCGAGCUGCUGGCGCUGCAGGAACGCUGGCUGCGGCGGCUGCAGGCCGAGCCAGGGGCGGAGGCGGGCGCCCUGCUCGUCUGUGAGCCCGCGGGCCCGGUGUACACGGCCGGGCUGCGGGGCGGGCUCAGCCCCGAGGAGGUGACGCGGCUCCGGGCUCUGGGCGCCGAGGUGCGGGCCACGGGCCGCGGCGGCCUGGCCACCUUCCACGGCCCCGGGCAGCUGCUCUGCCACCCGGUGCUGGACCUGCGGCGCCUCGGCCUGCGCCUGCGCACUCACGUGGCGGCGCUGGAGGACUGCGCCGUGCGCCUGUGCGAGCGCCUAGGCCUGCCGGGUGUCUGCGCGCGGCCCCCGCCCUACACCGGCGUGUGGCUCGGGGAGCGCAAGAUCUGCGCGAUCGGAGUUCGCUGUGGAAGACACAUUACAUCCCAUGGCCUGGCUCUGAACUGUUCCACAGACCUCACAUGGUUUGAGCACAUUGUGCCCUGUGGGCUGAUUGGCACUGGUGUUACUUCCUUGAGUCAGGAGCUCCAGCGACACUUCACUGUGGAUGAAGUCACACCACAUUUCCUUGAGGCUUUUAAGGAGACUUACAAGUGCAGGCUCAUCUCAGAAGACAGCCCCAGUUGACUACCCUAAUACAAGGGUAGUCAUAUAAACUACCUUCUCCUUCAGAUAUCCCUGGGUCUGAACAGUUUUGAGCACCGAAUCUUUGUCUCUAUAAGUACUCGGGUUUAUCUCUACCUUCCUCACCCACUUUUCAAAUAGUAAACCUGAAACAUGAAAAUCAGUCUAUGCUCUAUAAAUAUAAGGCAUUCACACUGAUGUUGAUCCCAACAUCUCAGCUAGGAGAAAUUUGGAUAACAUUUCUCAACUACUUAUUUUUCAAUAUGGAUGUCAUAUCUCAACUAUUA
Suncus etruscus (white-toothed pygmy shrew) is the source of this 962-nucleotide messenger RNA. RefSeq names its product lipoyl(octanoyl) transferase 2 (gene LIPT2). Bases 1 to 678 code for a protein of 225 amino acids. The record is from RefSeq and is a predicted model, not a curated record. The transcript is spliced from 2 exons. Lineage: Eukaryota; Metazoa; Chordata; Mammalia; Eulipotyphla; Soricidae. Gene Ontology annotation, molecular function: lipoyl(octanoyl) transferase activity. Gene Ontology annotation, biological process: protein lipoylation. Gene Ontology annotation, cellular component: mitochondrion.